This is a messenger RNA of Hevea brasiliensis (rubber tree), 1739 nucleotides long. Its product is annotated as disease resistance protein RPS2-like. Lineage: Eukaryota; Viridiplantae; Streptophyta; Magnoliopsida; Malpighiales; Euphorbiaceae. The record is from RefSeq and is a predicted model, not a curated record. Gene Ontology annotation, molecular function: ADP binding; protein binding. The transcript has a single exon. Bases 51 to 1739 code for a protein of 562 amino acids.
GUUGUUCACCCAAAAUAAAUAAACCAUUUGAUGUGUCUACAGAUCAAGAAAUGGAAUGUAGUCUUAGAAGAAUCAUGGAAAGCAUUGAAGAUUCAGAUGUGGGCAGGAUUGGGAUUUAUGGAGGAGCAAAGAUUCAAAAACCUUUUGUAGAAGGCUUGAAGUAUUUGUUUGCGACCAUGGUCGCGGAUAUGUUCGAAAACAUUAUUUGGGUUACUGUUCCCAAAGUUUGGAAUCUGAGAAAUUUGCAGCUGGAAAUUUCAGGACAACUGCCCUCAAAUGUGAUUGAUAGCACGAAUAUUAACUCAUGGGAACUGUUAAUGGUGUUAGAGCGCAUGAAGUUUUUGUUAAUUCUACAUGAUGUUCGUCAGUUUAUUAGUUUGGAAAAGGUUGGAAUCCCCAGGCCAACUGCUGAAAAUGGUUGCAAGAUAGGUCUAAUAGCUAGAUCAGAGGAAGUAUGCGAUGCAAUGGGAGUGGAUUCGAAGAUAGGACUAAAAGAUUUAUCGUCUUGGGAAUUGUUCCAUGGGAAUGUUGGUGAAGUUGCUGAUUCUUCAAGCCUCAAACCGCUAGCAACUCAAGUGCUUAACAUGUGUGCUGACUAUUCACUUGCCAUCGUCCUAAUGGCAGGGGCAUUGAAAGAUGUUUCUGAUGUUGAGGUGUGGAGAAGAGCGCUUGAAACGUUGAGAAGGAAACCUGACUCUGACCAAGAAAAAUUAGAAAUCCUAAUGGCUAAUGUGUUGAUGUUUAGCUAUGAGCAUCUGCAGGAUGACAAAACAAGAAAAUGUUUGAGAAAUUAUGCGCUUUUUUGUGAGAAUGGGUGGAUUGCUUCAGAGUUGUUGAUGCAAAGAUGGAUAUUCGAUGGCCUAAUAGAUGCGCAUGACCAAGGCAAAAAAAUGCUUGAAACUCUCAUCAAUUUUAGUCUGCUGGAUUACGAACAGGAGAUAGAAUUUGUCAAGAUGAAGAAAAAAAUUCGUUAUAUAUUGCUAGAGUAUAUUGUUCCAACGGAGGAAGCUCAAGUAUUAUUUCUUAUUAAUGGUGGUAUGGGGUUGACUAAGCCACCAAAGGUUGAGCAAUGGGAGGGGUUAAUUGAGAUUGGUUUGAUGGAUAAUCACAUAUCUGAAUUGCCCAUUAGUCCAAGUUGCCCCAAACUCCGAAAAUUGUUCCUCGAAAGAAACUACAAGUUAAGAAUCAUACCUCCAUUUUUUGAUAAUAUGCCAGCUCUUCAGGUUCUAAACUUAUCUAGAACUUCUAUCAAAUCUUUGCCUGAGUCUCUUUUCAAGUUGCUCAACCUUAGAAGGCUCUUUCUAAAUCGUUGUGUUCUUAUCACAACCUUGUCACCCGAAGUUGGAGAACUCAAGCAGCUUGAAGUACUUGAUCUUGAAGGGACAGAGAUCAUGUUUUUGCCCAAGGAGGUUGGACAAUUGACUAAUCUCACAUGCUUGGAAGUUUCAUUUUUUGAACCUACAAGUCGAAGGAGUUUAAAGCAAUCAAGUGAAAUAAUUCCUUGUGGGGCUAUAUCAGCUUUAUAUCUAUUAGAAGAAUUAAAUAUUGAUAUGAGUUAUGAUGACAAGCGGUGGAAUGCAUCUGCAGAAGAGGUUAUUUCUGAGCUUUGUAGAUUGCAGUGGUUGCAUACGCUUAAAGUCUACCUUCCCAAGGUGGAAUUUUUGAGCUAUUUCAACUGGAAUGAAGAAAAAAUGGUGUUUCCAUCUGUUGGAAUCUCACAUCGAAAGAAUAUAAAAUAA